AUGGGGGGCAAAUCUGGCAAUAAAGCUGUCUAUUUCGAGAAGCUCAAGGGUUUGCUUGACGAGUACAAGUCAAUCUUCAUCGUCCAAGUCGACAAUGUCAGCUCUCAGCAGAUGCAUGAAAUUCGGCAAUCUCUCCGAGGUGAAGCUGUUGUACUGAUGGGCAAGAACACUAUGGUUCGUCGAGCGAUCAAGGGUUUUGUGUCAGACUUUCCAGAAUACGAGCGACUUCUGCCACACGUGAAAGGAAAUGUUGGCUUCAUCUUCACCAACAAUGACCUCAAGGACACCCGUUCCAAGAUCCUAGCAAACAAGGUUGCUGCUCCAGCUCGCGCGGGUGCCGUUGCUCCCGCCGAUGUAUUCGUUCCCGCAGGAAACACCGGUAUGGAACCUGGCAAGACAUCCUUUUUCCAAGCACUUGGUGUCCCGACUAAAAUCGCCCGUGGUACCAUCGAAAUUACAACUGAUCUCAAGUUGGUCGAGGCUGGCAAUAAAGUUGGUGCUUCCGAGGCCACACUUCUCAACAUGUUGAACAUUUCCCCCUUCACCUAUGGCAUGAGCAUCACGCAAGUAUACGAAGAAGGUCAGACAUUCAGUCCCGAUGUUCUGGAUAUCGAACCUAGUCAGCUCCUCAAGUCCCUGACUUCUGCAAUUGCCACCAUCACCGCAAUCUCUCUUGCUGCCAAUUAUCCUACUCUGCCAUCGGUUAUGCACAGUCUGAUCAACUCCUACAAGAAUGCCAUUGCGGUCGCUAUUGAGACAGACUACAGCUGGGAGGCAAUUGACGAGCUCAAAGAUCGCAUCGCUAAUCCUGACGCAUAUGCCGCUGCAGCUCCGGCCGCUGACGCUGCUGAUACUUCUGCCCCAGCUGCGGAAGCCGAGAAGGAGAAAGAGGAAUCUGAGAAAGAAGAGAGUGAAGACGAGGGUUUCGGUGGUCUCUUCGACUAG
This is a messenger RNA of Endocarpon pusillum Z07020, 945 nucleotides long. RefSeq names its product 60S acidic ribosomal protein P0. Gene Ontology annotation, biological process: cytoplasmic translation; ribosomal large subunit assembly; ribosome biogenesis. The transcript is spliced from 3 exons. The record is from RefSeq and is a predicted model, not a curated record. NCBI's taxonomy places the organism in Eukaryota, Fungi, Ascomycota, Eurotiomycetes, Verrucariales, Verrucariaceae. Gene Ontology annotation, cellular component: cytosolic large ribosomal subunit. Bases 1 to 945 code for a protein of 314 amino acids. Gene Ontology annotation, molecular function: large ribosomal subunit rRNA binding; structural constituent of ribosome.